GACAUGUAAUGUGAGAGGGCAACUGCAUACACACGCCACAGGGGGAAUCCUGCUCCAAGUGCAAAAAAUAGACUUUGUAGUCUUCUUGCAGAGUAAGAAAAAGAGUUUUUCACGAAUCCGAAAGGACUUACUGAUGAGGUCAACCAGCGGAGUUUUAUUUAGGCCUGCAGCUCCUCUGAUGUUCCCCAGCAGCUGUCGUGAACGUGUCUGAGCGCAUGUGUGCGCGCGUCCGGACUUUCCAAUACUUCCCAUCGGACAGCUCUUUCUGAAAAUCACAGUCACCAUGACUCUCCAGUGGACUGCUGUGGCUUUCUUCCUGUAUGUAGAGAUAGCAGUCAACCUCAUCUUGUGUAUCCCCUUCAUAUCAGCACAGAGAUGGCGUUUGAUUUUCAGCUGGAGAAUAUGGAGCUGGUUAUCUCCAUAUUGGAACAAAUGCUUCUUUACCAUGAUCAUGGUCCUUAUUGUUCUUUUCCUUGAUGCUGUCCGUGAGGUGCAGAAGUACUCGGGUCCAGAGCCCAUGCAAGAUGCUAAAGUGAACCCGAAUUUGUACGACCACGUCCACAUGAAGCUGUUCAGGGCCCAGAGGAACCUCUACAUAUGUGGCUUCUCUCUCUUCCUCUGGCUUAUCAUGCGUCGGGUUGUCACCUUACUAAACCAGGCUGCUGUCACUUUGGAGAACAGUGCAGGUCUUCAGGCUCAGAUGGAAAACGCUGUCAAGGCAGCCAAGCAGCACCAGGAGGACAACCAGACACUCAAACAAGCUCUUCUGGAAGAAGAAAAAUCCAUGUCAGCAAAAAACCAGCAGCUGAAGCUGGAGGUUGAAAAGCUGGCAGGUCAACUAAAGGCUGCUGAGGAUGCUGUGCACAAGUCUCAUGCUGAAGUGGAAGCAAUGAGGAGGCAGGCCAAAGGUCUGGCACACGAGUACGACAGACUACUGAGGGAACAUCAUCAGCUGCAGAAUCUUCAGAGCACAGAAGACAAAAAGGAUCAGUAAACACAGAUGUUUUCUGGUGUUUCUGCUCCCUCCAUGGAUACAUUUUCUUAUUAUUAUGGUGGGACUGUGCACCUUUUUUUAAAAAAAAAUAUAUAUGAUAAGACAAAUUGUAUGAUAUUAGGACACAUUGAACAAUAGUGUUUUGUGGGGUAGUAAACUCUGAAUUACUAAAUUCUGUAUUAAGUGUCUUUUGUAUGUUUUUGUAAUAAUAUUUUAAAGUCUCUAAAUGAAUGGGAAACAGUAACUCAGGGGUUCAGGCUUCAAGAAUACUGUUAUUUAAGAACAUUUAAAACCUGAGAAGCACUAAUGCUAAGAUUUUUUUUACUGACUGUACGAUUUUCAUAAUAUAACAGAGCACCCCAAUAUUGUCCUGCAGUUAGCACACAAUGACCAGUUUAUACCUGCCAAAUAGAGGUUAUUUAUCAUCAUUUUCAUGGUAUUAAUGAAUGCUAAAUCACUGCUUUUACAACAAUAAGUGUCUGUCACACAAGUGUGUCACCUCUGCUUGAAUUUACUCUAAACUUUUUAUUCAGACAAAACUGUUUUUUUUUGUUUUGUUUUGUUUUGUUUUUUGACGACAAAUUGAAGGAAAAAUCUGAACCUUUUGACCCCUCCAGCGAGGUUGGAGAUCUUUUUGUUGCCAUGGUUUGGCUCCUUAUUCACAGGGCAUGAGUUGUCUGAUGAGUGAGAAAAUGAUGUCAUAACCUUCACAGCCACCAGAUUUCUACUCAAUUUGACACCUUUGGAAGACUUUGCACCGACAUGUCAGACAGCGCCCUCCACCACUAUCAUCAUAACACCAAAUGAGGGAAUAUCUGGUGGAAGAAUGCUGUUUAUCCCUCCAGUAGAGCUUCAGAGAGGAGCAUUGAAGCGGCCCAACACCUCUCUAAGACACUAUGAUUUUUCCUUCAAUUGGUCACCUAUGUAUUUGUCUUUUAACACCAACUUUCCAGUAGUAGAUCUACCUACCUACCUGCAAUUUGAUAGACUGAUUUUAGAAAUGAAGCUAAACUUGACAUCUUGCAGUAUCAUUUGUUGACUGGUAUAUGGCAAAUGCAUGAGGAUGAAAAAUAAAUAAAUUGUCAUCGUCA
Molecule: messenger RNA, 2085 nt
Organism: Amphiprion ocellaris (clown anemonefish)
Lineage: Eukaryota; Metazoa; Chordata; Actinopteri; Pomacentridae
Product: B-cell receptor-associated protein 29-like
Exons: 8
Coding region: 284-994 (236 amino acids)
Biological process (GO): endoplasmic reticulum to Golgi vesicle-mediated transport; intracellular protein transport
Cellular component (GO): endoplasmic reticulum membrane; endoplasmic reticulum
Source: RefSeq, a predicted model, not a curated record